Messenger RNA from Leucoraja erinaceus (little skate), 8841 nucleotides. RefSeq names its product soluble calcium-activated nucleotidase 1-like. The record is from RefSeq and is a predicted model, not a curated record. NCBI's taxonomy places the organism in Eukaryota, Metazoa, Chordata, Chondrichthyes, Rajiformes, Rajidae. The transcript has 5 exons. Bases 315 to 1523 code for a protein of 402 amino acids. Gene Ontology annotation, molecular function: GDP phosphatase activity; calcium ion binding; UDP phosphatase activity. Gene Ontology annotation, biological process: proteoglycan biosynthetic process.
CUCCCGCCCGGGCUGUGGCUUGUGGCUUGUGGCGGCUCUCCCUCCUCCCUCUCACCCAGCCAGCCAGGAGCGGGGCGUGUGAUGGGGGCGGCGCAGCUGCAACAGCGGAAGUUCGCAGGUGAGCGAGCGGCGUGACAGCUCCUCACCCGCGGCUCUGAUGCCGGUGUGAAGCUCCCGGACGACGGCGAUGUAAUAUCAAAAGUGCUUGAAACACCAGCAGGUUGGGCAGUAUCUGUGGAAAGAGAAACAGAGUUAACGUUUCAGAUCUGAGACCCAUCAUGGGAAAGAUAUAAUUCUGCCUUUAUUGCAGCCUCAUGUCUGGUCACCUCUAUGGUUUACCUCAAGGAAAUGAUUCUAUGAGCUCUCUUCGCAUAUCCAUUGGUGGUCUUCCUGUUAUAGCUUCCAUGACAAAAACAAGAGAUUCUCGUUUUCACCUGAAAUGGAAGGCUAUACUGCUAGCUUCUGUCACUCUCUUCAUAUUAUACAUGGUAUAUUUCCACAAGAGCUCUCCAAAUAAUCCUCAGAUACGAAAUGUCCACAACUGGCAGAUGACUAAUUUUCCAAAGGACAGGUACAACGAUACCUACCCUCUUUCACCGCCACAGAAAACAGCGGAAGGCAUCCAAUACCGUAUCGGGCUAAUUGCUGACCUGGACACAAACUCAAAACCUAAACCGAACAGUGACACUUGGGUCAGUUACUUCAAGAAAGGCUACUUGAUUUUAUCAAACAGUGGGGACAAAGUGACUGUAGAAUGGGACAAAAAUGAUUCCGUUCUCAAAACGCACUUGUCAGAAAAAGGACGUGGCAUGGAAUUGUCGGAGCUAAUAGCAUUUAAUGGAAAGCUGUACACCGUGGACGACAGGACAGGAGUAGUUUAUGAUAUUGAUGGGGACAAGGCUGUCCCAUGGGUAAUCCUAUCUGAUGGUGACGGGACUGUUGAGAAAGGCUUCAAAGCUGAAUGGUUGGCAGUAAAAGAUGAGCGCCUUUAUGUAGGUGGACUGGGUAAAGAAUGGACAACAACCACAGGCGAGGUAGUCAAUGAAAAUCCAGAGUGGGUGAAGGUUAUUGGCUACAAAGGUGAUGUUAAUCAUGAAAACUGGGUGCCUCACUACAAUGCCCUCCGCACAGCGGCUGGAAUCAACUCUCCAGGAUAUCUUAUUCACGAAUCUGCUGCCUGGAGCGAUCGGCUGCAACGCUGGUUCUUUCUGCCACGGAGAGCCAGCAAUGAACGCUACAAUGAGAAAGAUGAUGAACACAGAGGAACAAACCUCAUUAUUAAAUGUACCCAAGAUUUUAAAGAAGUCGCGGUGAGCAAGAUUGGUGAGGUUAAUCCAACCCGUGGAUUCUCCUCCUUCAAGUUCAUUCCUGAUACCGACGACCAGAUCAUUGUGUCACUGAAAUCUGAGGAAGAUAAUGGGAAAAUAGCUACUUAUAUAAUGGCUUUUACUUUAGAUGGACGCUUCCUUUUAGAAGAAACGAAAGUGGCUGACGUUAAAUAUGAAGGGUUAGAAUUCAUAUAAGCUUCCUCCUGAUCAAAAAGUAUGGAUGAAAGUUCUUCUGCUUCCAAGAAAAUUCAGAAAGAUUGGUUUCCAAGAAUGGUUCUUGGUUCCUAAUAAUCUGAAGGUGUGUUCUUUUGUAAUGGGCUCUUUGAAGGAACUGAUUCUGAGGUAUUUCAAAAUUAUCACUUCUGCGCUCUCCUUCAAAGUUGAAGCUAUUUUUCAGAUUUUCGCGUCAUCAUUAAAAAUGUAUACCUGGGAUGUUUCUUUGUAUUUACGUGCCAUAAAGUCUGCAACGGUGCCGAAAAAUGUACUUGUCCAUUCUCCUACAAACUCAAAUUAAUAACCAUUGGUUUGUUGAUUUGUGGACUUGUUAACUUUAAACUUAAAUGAAGUUGCAUAUCUUGGAAUCAGAAAGAAAUGGUAAAAUUACUAGCUCACAUGUAUAGCGUGAUAUGAUUUGGUCAAUAUCAGUAACUGUUUUUAAAGGAACUCCCCCAGCAUGUUUUAUUACAUAUAUGUAUUUGUAUAUGGAAAAUGGGUAUCAGUGGCUCGGCCAAUAUUUGUUCCCUAUUCUUCAUAAAGCAUGCAGUACUUACCAGCUACUUUGACAAAGCUAUUCCACAAUUUUAAUGCAACAGCAAAUGAGGAAUGGCAAGACAUUUCCAAGUCUGUAUGUGUAACUUGAAGCUGGUAAUGUUCUCAUGAGCCUAGAGCCACGUCCAUUUGUGUGAUAGAUCAGGGGUGUGCUCUUGAAAUGCCUGAGUGGGUUGCUACAGUGUCAGUUGUAACUGAUGUUCCUGUAUCCGAGUAACAGAUGGAAUUAAGUAUAGGUGGUGGAUGGAGUGGUGAUCAACCGCACUGAUGCUUAUGGGAUAGUAUUGAGCUUCCAUUUUGUUGGAGCUGGAAUUAUCCAGGCAAAAUGGGGUGAAGGUCUAUUCGGGUGUAAAGCUGGUGGGAAUUGGAUGAAAGUUCUACUGCUUCCAAGAAUAUUCUGAAAGUUUGCUUUCCAAACAUGGUUCUUGGUUGCUAUUAAUCUGAAGGUGUGGUCAACCUGAACACGACCCAAUCCUGAGGUCUUAUUUUAUUUUUAAAUUCAUUCAUGGCCCAAUCAUCACUGUAAAUAUACUAAUUUCAAACAUGCAAUUGAAAUAGAGUGUGUGUUUAUUCCAGAUUUCCAAUUAAAACAUAAAUCAAGAAAGAGCAAAAUUCAAAGAUGCAUUAAAAGGAAGUCUUCUGCGUUGUCAUGUUGGGGCGAAGAGGUAUAGCUUAAGAGCAACACACUUCUGCCAGUUCACCUUCCAGCCACGCUAAAAUUGCUCUCACUGCUGCCUGAAUGCUAAACAUAUUUCUAACCAGCCUUGCCAAUUAGGUCUAUAUAACUCUGUAUCCAUUUUACCAACCCAACAUAUCCCACUCUGUCUCUGUUACUGUAAUGAUCCUUUGUGUGGAAUACUGCUGAAAAGUCUGCUCCCAACCUUAAAAGUCAAGGAAGGCCACGUUGGCAAGUCGUGAACCCAACUGCUGUUUCGCAGGGUAUAUAAAUUUAGUCUGUGUACUUCAGAAUAUUUUAGCUAGACAACAAUUAGGACUGAUUCAAGGCAGGAUAACGGUCCAUUUAUAUUUGUGCCCACAAGAACAGCCCAUCACCUGCAUAAGUGGGGGAUGACAGACAGCCCUGCUUGCCAUCCCACACAUCGUGAAUGACUGCCUACUGAGGCUUUUCCUUGGGGGCACCACUAAGCCUUUUCCUUAGGCUGCGCACGCCAUACGCAAGAGGAAGAAGUUCCAUUCUUGUCAGGUCAUCCCGCUUUCUUUGCGGGCCAUUCACUGGGCCACUGUCCGCCCAUAGUUUGUGGAGGUAUAUCAGAGGAAAGUGGUAUAUAAUUUUAUUUGUUUCUCAAUGCACGGAAUUUCCAGGGUCAAUGUCGGAUACCCAUAUCCUUCAAGUUGUUCCCUGAGCUUCAUAAAAUGUUCAAGAAAUCCACAAACAUCUGCAAUGUCUCGUUAGUUAGCCACUCUGUAGUUCUGCCAUGCGAAUCAAUAUCUUUGACAGCUCCUGAUUGAUCUCCUAAAUUGGAUGGUUUCUUAUUAUAAUAUUAGACAAAUUUUCUGCUAGGCUGGAAGUUUUCCUAUGCUUUUGUAUCUUUUAUUGCCUCUGCAACAUCCUGUUGCCUCACAAGAUAAUAUAUUAUAGUGCCUGGGCAAGUAUGAUUUUUGCACUCUGAUCCGAUAUCAGUUUAAGUUAGCUGGGUCAAAUUCAAAAGUAUUAACUAGCAGCUUUAAAAUUUGAUUCCUGAUGUUUUCAUGAGAUUUUCCAUUGGUGCUGUUGAGAAUUUGGCUGGGUUUAAACUCUGGUACAACAGGCAAGUCAUUGCCAAUUAAUAUAUUUAAUGGCAGAACAUCCUCGUGUCAGUUGUGUCCUUAACGCAGGAAACAAGACUUGCUAAAAUGUCUUUAUUUACAAAAUACUGAAUUAGGACACAACAUGUGUAUUGUGGGAGGGUCUCCACCGAAAACAUCAACUGUCCAUGUUCUCUGACGAUGCUGCCUGACCCAUUGUCAUUCUGCGAUUUUGUGUCUUUCCUUGGUAUACCAGUAUCUGCAGAUUCUUGUUUCUACAAUAUAUAUAUCCCCUUCAAACCCGACAAAUGUAGUCGGGCUCAAGUUGGCGACCCAGGUUUCAGUGGAAUAUAUUUCACCAUUGUUCUAGUCUAUGUUUUCUACUUAUUAUUAUGCAUUGGUGAAUAAGAACCUGAGGGACGUAUUCUUACCUUCACAAAAUGUAAGUAGUAGAUGAAGUAAGACUUCUGCCAAAUAUCGGCCUACUUUUUCCCUUACUUUCCCUUCCCCCCCCACCUAAGAAGGACUGUAAGAUUUGGUAUCAGUAUAUCAUUGAAUGUUAAGGUAUCAGAACAGAUCCUCUUGUUGGAGAUCUUUAAAGCAGCUUUUACUAUUCUGUGAAUACUAACUUGAACUAUUUUUUCAAACGUGUAUUAUUGUACAGAACUUUAAUGCUGUGCAGUUUUGGUCAUCUUAUCUUGUAAAGGAUAUGCUUGGCUGGAUGGCACUGAAAUUUAAGAAAUCAACUGUAAUUUUUGGGAUAAGAUGGAUGUCCGGUGAAGCAAGUUUGUGAACCUAUAUUCUCUGGGGUUCAGAAGAGUGGAGCUGAUCACAUUGAAAUGUUUAAGCAAAGGGAUUGCUUUAGACCUGAGAUGCUGGAACUAAAGCUAUGGUCCUGGGAUAAAGGAUCAAACGUUGAGGAUUUUGAAACAAGGAAUUUUGUCUCCAGAUGUUAGUGAUCUUUUUAGAAUUUUGUGAGGCUGUGCUUGUUCAAUCAUUAAAGAUGUUUUUUAAUUUCAGAGAAUUAAGGGAUAUAGCGAUAAGGUGUGAAAGUUGAGUCACUUAAUUACUGACUAUUCAUAAAAUAGGCUAAAGGAUCUAUGGAAUUACCCUCCUAUUUCUAAUGGAUAAUGUACUUGUUGAAGGGUUAAACAAAUUAAAUGAUAUUUAAUUUACCAAGAAAAUCUUUAAUCUAGAGCAAUAAAACUUCAAAAUGGUUCUGCAUAGUUUAAGUAAUUUUCAGUCAAUUUAACACAGAUGUUUUACAGGUAAUAGAUCAGACAAUCAUGUUUACUCUUUGUGAUUAACCAUUUUAUGCUCAAUAAAUGCAGCAGUUACUGAUUUAUAAUUCUACCAGUUGGUGCUUCUUUGUGGCAUGUUUUAUGUCAGUGAGGGAGGUGAGUUUGAAUGAAUCUUGGUCCAAAAUGCUGAAAAAUAAAAGCACAUUUGUUUUGCACUGCAACUUGCAGUCCAAGUAAAAUCUCUGCCCCCACUAUCUUACUGAUCAUCAUCAUUGAGUUUGAGCAUCUGAAAAUUGUAUUAAGCUAUUUAAGAAAAUAUUUAUUGUUCAUUUAAAAUAACGAUCCUAAUGCUGAGUUCAGGAAUACAUUAAUUCUGAACAGAAUUAGUGAACAGAAUUCUGAAUUAGUUCAACAGAAACAAAAAAAUUGAAUUGCCUGCUGCGGCAUGGUGGCGUAGUGGUAGAGUUGCUGCCUUACAGUACAUUCAGCGCCAGAGACCCGGGUUCGAUCCUGACUAUGGGUGCUUGUCUGUACGGAGUUUGUACAUUCUCCCCGUGACCUCGUGGAUUUUCUCUGAGAUCUUCGGUUUCCUCCCAUACUUUGAAGACAUCCAGGUUAGUAGGUUAAUUGGCUUGAUAUAAAUGUAAAUUGUCCCUAGUGUGUGUAGGGUGGUGUUAAUGUGCAGCGAUUGCUGGUUGGUGCGGACUCUGUACGCCGAAGGGCCUGUUUCCACGCUGUAUCUCUAAAUUAAAAUAAAUUAAAAAUUGCCUUGUGUGUUUGAUGUGAAAAUAAAACAAUCUUUAAUGUAAAACAGUUAUAGUGAGGUAGUGGCUUGUACUAGAUGAUCAGUUUUGAUUUUGGCUUCUGUGAUUCAAAUAAUUGCUUUGGUCAUAAUUGGUUUUUAAUACAAUAAGGGGAUAUGUUUAAUGUUAAUUCAUUCAGUCCCUUGGGCAGAAUUGUUUGUGAAAAGGCACUGGGAAUUUUUUAAGAAAGUCCAAUAAUGAAAAAGGAGUGACUUAUACAUAGAUGUAAAUCGUUCACCAGAUUCUAUUCUAAUCUUUUAAGGAAAAGACACAAAGUGCAGAAGUAACUCAGUGGGUCAAACAACAUGUCUCUCUGGCAGACAAUGGAUCAGCAAAGUUUCAGACUGAAAGGUCCUGGCCCGAAACGUUGCCUAUCAAAACCUUGCAGUGAUGCUGCCUGACCUGCUGAGUUCCUCCAGCACUUUGUCUUCUGAUGUAAACCAGCAUCUGCAGCUCCUUAUGUCUCAAUUCUCUUUCCUGUGUUAGAUUGACUUUGUUUGGAUGGAUUAAUGUAAUGCCUACACCAAUAAAUCUACAUCCAAUAGAAAGUGUCCAAGUUUGUUUGCUUCACACUGUACCAUUACGCAGUUUGAAAGCUUUCAAUCAAUCAAUGUCAGCAACUGGUCUGUAGCCCAAUAUUGAACUAAGUGUGACUUAAUUCCGUCUGAAAACUUGGAAGACAAAGACAAUAAAAACAAAAAAAAAGAAUUAUGUUAUAUGUGACAAAUGCAGCCCCAAUUUCAAUUUGGAGAUUGUAUUUAAAUGUUAAAUGGAUAAUUGGUAUGAAGCAACAGAAAAUGUUUAUGGUAUGGAAUUAAUUAGGCACACCUAUCUGUUUGUGCAUCACUGUAUAUUUUCCACCCUCCAAAAAAAUGCAGAAGAACUAGAUAUGCAGUAAAGGCCUAUUAAGUCUAAAAGUAUUCAAAUCUCAAAAUGCAAAGUAAACAAUAACGUCGCUCUCUGUAAGCUUGUCAUUAGCUGAUUUUCAUAAUCAUCAUAAUCAUAAUCAUACUUUAUUAGCCAAGAAUGUUUUGCAACAUACAAGGAAUUUGAUUUGCCAUACAGUCAUACCAAUAAAAAGCAACAGAACACACUAAAUACAUUUUAACAUAAACAUCCACCACAGUGACUCCUCCCCAUUCCUCACUGUGAUGGAAGGUGAAAAAAAAGUUCAAUCUCUCCCUUCUUUGUCCUCCAGCGAUCAGGGGCCCCGAGCCUUCCAUUGACGGGACAAUCUUACUCCCAUAGCCGGCGGCGGCCCACCUCGUCGGGGCGAUCAAGCUCCUGCAUCAGGGGGGAAUCUCAGCUACCCCGUGCCGGGCGAUCUACCCCAGGUCUGGGCUAGUCGAACGUGAUGCGGCUCCUGGAGCUUCCCAAUGUCGGUCUCGACCCGAGACUGCGCGCCUUUGAUGUUGAAGUCCGCAUGCCGCGGUUGGAGCAUCGAUCACAAGCUCCGAUGGUAAGUCCACGCCCCGCAGUGGGGCUCAAAGUCAGUCCUGAGCAAGGCCUCCAGCUCCACGAUGUUAGGUUGCAGAGUAACCAGAGAUACAAUCUGGAAAACAUCUCCGGCAAGGUAAGAGAUUGAAAAUAGGUUCCCACCCCCCAAAUAACAAAAAACCAGAGAACAUUAACACAUACUUUUUAAACACACUGAAAAUAACAAAAAAAAAGAUGAAAUAGGACAGACAGGCUGUAGGCGAGGCUGCCAUCGAAGCACCACCCGGUAGUCAAAAUUUUAAGGUAUGACUUGCAUUCAAUUGUCCAGGAAUAUGAUAUCAAUUGUCCAAAGGUUAAGAAUAUGAGUUCUAAGUUGAGAUUCAUUCCAUUGUUGAUAGUUCUCUGGCAUGAAGUUUUCUCGAUGCUGCAUUUGUGUCUAUUUUCAGAAAUACUUCCGAUUUUCAGAGCUGAGAUGUAGUGCAGUUUUAUGAUUUUCAAUGAACUGUUGGGAGUGAAAUAGGUCUUAACAUCGGUGUAAAAUUGUUGAGGUAAAAGAUAUUGAAACACUCAAUGUUGACUUUUGUGCAUUAUGCUUAAUAUUUUCUAUUUGGUGUUCACAUGCACCCUUGGUCAUUUUGUACCUGGAUGAGCGGUGUAGGUUCAGCACGUUUUUGUGAAAUUAAAUUUUAAAUUAAGCUAUUGUGAAAGGAAUCCUCAUUGACAUGAUUUGGGCAUUUAAAAAAAAAACAACUUGUUAAAAUAAUGUAAUAGCAGACCUAAUUUUUGUGUUAUGUUAAAACAUUCAAUCUCCAGAGCAAAUUAAAGUAUUCUUUAUUAGAUAAUUGGAAAUUUAAACUUUCUGAUUGGACACCUAUUCAAUUUAAAUGUCAGUAUAAGAAUUCCGAUUAUGCAUUUUGGUAGUUAAAUUUCUGAACCUAAUGAGAUUGUCAAAUUUAACCAAGUAGACACGAAUAUAAUGGUAUCCAGCAAGUUGGUUAAGGAUUAUGAGUUCAUGAGUGAAAGUUUAAUCUAUUAUCCAGAAUUUGAAUCGAAGAAUUUCUUUCAAGUUUGUGUUCAUUGCAGAAACACUUUCAAAUUGACUGUAGGAACACAGAUGCUGAGUAUACUCAGCAGGCCAUGUAGCAUCUGUGAAGAAACAAACAGAGUUAAUGUUUCAUUUUGACUACCCUUUGUCAGAACUUAAGUUGUUCAUCCUGAUACUAGUUUGGCUUCAUAAAUAAAUAGAAAUUGCCUCUGAAAUACGGUUUGGAAUUAAUGUCAAGCUGUUUGUAAUUCUUGGAAUCAACUAAAUCAAUGGUAAAACUUUGAUUUGCUGCUUUUGUGUGGGUUGUAUCCUUGUGUUUUAAUGUGUCGGCUCAACUGAUAAGGUUUAGCAUCAAAAGCUUAACGGCAAACAAAAUCAUACACUGUCUAAUGUUUUUGAUAAUGGUCCCAACUCUUUUUAUUUAAUAAAAUGUGAAUAAAAAUUGAUAUUAAUAAAUCUGUUGGUUUACAUGC